UUAAAGGUUAUUCCUGUUUCAUGGCAAUGAUGGCAGCUACAGUAGGGGUGAGAUAGCGACAACAGCAGCUGUUAGCUACCUAGCUGGCUGCUUCGCACUAAACGUGCUCUCAGCGCCUCCCGCUGAUUGCUUAUGUAUGAUAUGGUGCAGCUACACUCUUGGAAGACUGAAUUUUUUUUUACUAUAAACAAACUCCUGGAAACGAGAUUAGAUACGCUAGGUCGUUAGCUAUGUCGCAACCAAAUAGCUAGGUAGCUAGGGUUAAGUGAGGUUAUUUAUGUUUUCAAGUCUCGUUUUGACUAGGUAGGUAGCAACGGAAACCACGGACAUUCAGGCAUGGCGGUGUCGCUGCGGGGCCUGUACUUCGUGGUCACCCUCUUCCUGGGCAGUUUUUUUGGCAGCAUCUUCAUGCUGGGCCCCUUCCUGCCCCUCAUGCUGCUCUCCCCGGCCUGGUACCGCUGGCUGACCGACCGCAUCGUCGCCACCUGGCUCACGCUGCCCGUGGCUCUGCUGGAGCUGGUGUUUAAGGUGAAGGUGGUGAUCACGGGGGACGGCUUCGUCCCGGGCGAGCGCAGUGUGAUCAUCAUGAACCACCGGACGCGGCUGGACUGGAUGUUCCUGUGGUGCUGCCUGCUGAGGUGCAGCUACCUGCGGCUGGAGAAGAUCUGCCUCAGGCGCGUCAGUCCGUGCGGGCUUCGCUGGGCCAUGCAGGUGGCCUCCUUCAUCUUCAUCCACCGGCGCUGGGAGGAUGACCGGCAGCACAUGGAGAACAUGCUGGAGUACUUCUGUGACAUCAGAGAGCCUCUGCAGCUGCUCAUGUUCCCCGAGGGCACUGACCUCACUGACAACACCCGGGCCAGGAGCGACGAGUUCGCCCAGAAGAACGGGCUGCCCAAGUACGAGUACGUGCUGCACCCCCGCACCACGGGCUUCACCUUCAUCGUGGACACGCUUCGCAAAGGUGACAAUCUGGACGCCAUCCACGACAUCACGGUGGCCUACCCGCAGAACAUCCCGCAGACAGAGCGCCACCUGGUGCUGGGUCUGUUCCCGCGGGAGAUCCACUUCCACGUGCGGCGCUACCCGGUGUCCUCGCUGCCCGCGGGGGGGGCGGAGUUGCAGGCCUGGUGCCAGGAGCGCUGGGCGGAGAAGGAGGAGCGCCUGCGGGCGUUCUACACGGGCGCCCGCGUCUUCGACGCGUCCCGCCGCAGCCGCAUCCCGCCGUGCAAGACGGAGCUGCGGGUGAUGCUGAUCAAGGCGGCGUCGCUGCUGUACUGGAGCGCCUUCAUCGCGCUCUGCUGCGCCGGCCUCUUCCUCUCCCCGCUGCUGCGCGCCUACUUCCUGCUCAUGGUGCUCUUCUUCCUGGGCCAGCAGAGGGCGGCGGGGGGCCUGGAGCUGCUGGAGCUGGCCUGCCACCGCCACUGGGCGGGGGGCGGGGCCAGGGGCGGGGACGAGAAGGCCGACGCCCAGAAGAAGCGGUGAGGCGGCGGAAAGGUCCCCGGCGAGAAACGCGGGCGUGUCCGAGGGAGGGAGGGGGAGAGGGAGGGAGGGAGGGAGGGGGGCGGGGGCUGAGGUCACAGUUUGGGAUUUCCCCCCCUCCCCCAUCACGUCCGGUACUGCCACCUCUACCCCUCUAUCCACAGAGAGGAGAGCAGAACCAACGUGUGCAUGGCCACCUCGGAGUGGGAGAGGUGGAUGGAAAGGAGGGAGAGAGGGAUGGAGAGGGGAGGAGGAGGAUAAAUGUGCUUUAAGAAGCAGGAGCCUGUCUGUCUGGCUCUCUGAUGUAGAACUCUCCUGACAGGCAUCACCCUUUCCUCCAGCAUCGUGCAUGUGCGACUGUCUGUCAGCUCCUGUCUCUCUCUGUCUCUCCAUCUUUCGCUUUCUCUUUCUCUCCGUUUUUUACUCUGUUCCCGUGGAAACCAGAUUUUUCCCUUUUCGGCACGUCCGUCUGCACGGCUCCUCCUGCCUCAUUUCGUUUUGGGGGAAACAUUUCAUGUUCAGUUCAGUUCAAAAACAAAGGUCCUUGUAUUUUAUCAGGAUGUUUUUGUUAUGAAGUUUUUCAUUGUUAAUGUGUAUUUAUUUGUUAUGGAACACAGCCAUAGUGUAUAUCCACAUUCAUGACAAAGACAGGUAAAACGCGUGUGGAAACACACACACACACACACACACGCUUUCCUUUGACUCAGCCAUAUCCUUAUCACAGUGUCAGACGACCUCAGAUGAAUUGCAAUGGAUUUUAAGCUUUAAAUCAGAAUUUAGAUGUUUAUUUUUAAAGAUUUGCGUAUGUGUGCGUCCCUCUCACUGUGUCCAGGAGUCAUUUCGACGUGUUUUACAGGAACAAUCAGUGCUUUUUGCACACGUUUAAGCAGACACAGGCACGAAUACACACACACACACACACACACACACAGACACUCAGCCCAACCCCAACACCUGAGAACAGCUGGGACUCCCCCUUACCCCUCCUCCCCCCCGCCCCCAACCGACGUACAGCACUUUGAGCUGAGAGACAGUGAAUAAAAGGGAUUUCAGCACAUGCACUUUCAUUCGCAUAAUUUGAGAAGCGGGCGUGGCAGAAUGGAAACCGCGUGCCCUUAGAGAGAGAGAGAGAGAGAGAGAGAGAGAGAGAGAGGCCGUGUGAUUGCCCCCCUCACGCCCAGCCUUUGUCUGAAUCGGCCAGGCCAGACAAUCUAUGGAUCUGAGUGACGUCAGCCAAUGGAAAGCACACAUCCGCUCAUCUGCUCCUCUGCAUUUGGGAUCGGUGUUCAGCUUUCAGCCGCGCGCGAACACACACACACACACACACACACACACACACACACACACACGCGCACACACACACAGACACAUGCACACACCCUCGUGCACAGACACGCACGCACGCACGCACACGCACGCACACUGACGCACACGCGUCCGCACACAGUAGCACAGUGCGCAUCCUUACUGCUGAUUCCCUCUGCCCACUGUUUUCACACCCCCUUCAGAACCCCGAAAAAGAAUGUUUCCUGAUGUGUUACCAUGGCGAGGGUGUGAGCUCUUGUGUGUGUGACCCUGAGAAGAGCAUGGAGCGGUGGGGGGGGGGGGCAUGGAUCAACCACCAGUGUGUUAUGUGUCCCAGAUUUCAAGCAGGGGGGGACUGUGAAAUUCAUGUGGGGGGUGGGGGUGGGGGUGGGGGUGGGGGGCAGGGGGGCGGCACCGUGCCUCGCAGUGGGCCCACAUUAGGAAUGGAAACUUGCCCUGAGCCCAAAAUCUGCCCCACCCCCCACCCCUACCCCUACCUCCAGAGGGACGCAGUCAGCCUCGCAUGACCGUCCUCGUUAUCGUCAGCUGAGAAAGCAGCGCUGAUUGUGCCAAAAACAACAACAACAAAAAACUGGUUUAAGCAUUUCAUCAGCUUUUUACCUCAGUCCUUUCUUCUUUUUUUUACCACUGCUCACUUAAGACCAAUUCCAUCCACGCGAUGCAGAGCGCUCUAGUACCUGUGAACCCUUGUGAAAACACACGACACUGUCUUAAUGUGAAUUUGUACUAAAUGCUGCAGGUAAACUCUUUUUGUAAAAGGGGGGGGAGGGGGGGGGGAAGUCUCGUUUCCCCAGCUCAAGGGUCCCGUUAUCUUUUCGGUGUUCUCCGUGCUCGUGGCGAAGCGUGUCCUGUAUCGACGUCCCCGUCCGGCGGACGGAACUCACUGUGAUGGACUGAACUUAGAAUAAGCGGCUGUCGUUAGCAUGUCUGUGCCGUCGACCCAGUGCUCCUCUGUCUUUCUCUUCGAUCCAGAUCGUAAAAAUGUGUUUAACCAGCUAGACACUGCCUUGCCCCCCCCCCUCCCCCUCCCCACUUUCUCUCUGUCCGUCCCUGCCCAGCUGCAGAUGGACUGUGGUGUUCACAUUUAAGGAGAUUAUUCCCUUCAGUCACCGCCUCCAAAUAUGAACUGUGUCAUUUACUACUAUUAUACCCAGUACUGUUAAUAAAUAUCAGACAUUCUUUAUUGUCA
Messenger RNA from Anguilla rostrata (American eel), 3994 nucleotides. RefSeq names its product lysocardiolipin acyltransferase 1 (gene lclat1). The coding region runs from base 337 to 1482 and encodes 381 amino acids. Gene Ontology annotation, cellular component: endoplasmic reticulum; endomembrane system. Gene Ontology annotation, molecular function: acyltransferase activity. The record is from RefSeq and is a predicted model, not a curated record. NCBI's taxonomy places the organism in Eukaryota, Metazoa, Chordata, Actinopteri, Anguilliformes, Anguillidae. Gene Ontology annotation, biological process: phosphatidylinositol acyl-chain remodeling. The transcript has 6 exons.